UCAAUGAUGUUCAAGUUACAAGGUUUAGUUGCCUUCGCAAUCACAUUCUUCGUCUCCGCCUCUUUGACUCAUGGCUUUCCUCACGGUAGCCACUCCCCCAUCCCAGAGCCAAAGGUCGACUCUCCCCUCCUGACUGAAAAGCUCAACACCAACAGAACCAUCUUGGUCGAUAUCGCCGGCGAUGGCCAAUUCAAAUCCAUCCAGGCCGCCAUCGAUUCUGUUCCUGCAGGGAACAAUCAGUGGGUUAUCAUUCAUGUUAGGCAAGGGGUGUACAGAGAAAAAGUGCACAUACCCCCCGAAAAAUCCCAUAUUUUCAUGAGAGGCAAUGGGAAGGGAAGGACACAGAUUGUUUGGUCCCAAAGCUCUGAGGUCAACGAGGAGUCUGCAACUUUCAUAGUAGAAGCUCCAUUAUUCAUUGCCUAUGGGAUCAGCUUCAAGAAUGAGGCUCCAACUGGUGUGGCAUACACAUCGCAAAAUCAGUCAGUGGCGGCGUUAGUGGGUGCAGACAAGGCUGCAUUUUACCACUGUGCUUUCUACAGCACCCAUAACACCCUCUUCGAUUACAAGGGCAAGCAUUACUAUGAUAACUGCUACAUCCAAGGCUCAAUCGACUUCAUCUUCGGACGUGCUAAAUCUAUAUACCAUAACUGUGAGAUCUUUGUGAUUGGAGACAAGAGAGUUUCCAUCAAAGGGUCUGUAACAGCUAAUCACCGACAGAGUGCAGACGAGUGCAGUGGGUUUGUGUUCAUCAAAGGCAAGGUGUAUGGCGUAGGUGAUCAUGUCUACUUGGGUAGAGCCAAGGGUGCCUUUUCGAGAGUCGUUUAUGCAGAAACCUAUCUCUCUAGGACCAUUAUGCCCGAGGGCUGGACCAAUUGGAGCUAUGCCGGAGGAACAGAGAACCUGUACCACGCCGAGUACAACUGCAAGGGGCCAGGAGCCGAGUUUAGUGAUCGCGUUCCAUGGGCGAAGCAACUCACGGAUCAAGAGGUUCAACCAUUCCUGACGAUCGACUUCAUCGAAGGAAAGGAUUGGCUGCCGGUGUCGUUUUAAAUCCGUUAGCUAUAGCUAAGGAGGAGCAGCUGCUAGCACAUUGAUGAUGAUACAUAACAUGGACCCCAAGUUUCCGUUUGAUCAAGAAUUUGUUUUGUGACAAAUGAACGAUCAAUCGGGAACGAAAAUGAUGUAUAUGAUACUCUUCUAUAUAAUCAGCGAUGAAAUCUGACCAUUGUAGAGC
This is a messenger RNA of Fragaria vesca subsp. vesca, 1234 nucleotides long. Its product is annotated as probable pectinesterase 67-like. The record is from RefSeq and is a predicted model, not a curated record. The transcript is spliced from 4 exons. Gene Ontology annotation, molecular function: pectinesterase activity. Lineage: Eukaryota; Viridiplantae; Streptophyta; Magnoliopsida; Rosales; Rosaceae. Bases 4 to 1050 code for a protein of 348 amino acids. Gene Ontology annotation, biological process: cell wall modification.